AUGCCCAGAAGAUAUAACCACCUGGACAGCAACCACUUUAGAGGGAAAGGACAUGUCUAUUUUGCAGUGGAAGAAGCUCUGGGUAUUGGGCUUUUCAUUUUGGUGCUGGCAAUUUUACUUGCCUUUGGCUGCUGGUAUUACAAAAGACGUAGUGGCUACAAAAGUCUGCGGAGCAAAAGCUCUAGUGUGAGCACAAUACGACACGUGGUAGGUGAAGGAGAAAUACUGGACUGCAAAGUGGCUCUGCAGGACUACAGAGACUUUAAUUCUGUGGUACCUGAUGCUCCACCAGCUUAUGACAAAAUUGCUGCAGAUCAGUCACCACCACCUUAUUCACCAUAA
Melospiza georgiana is the source of this 342-nucleotide messenger RNA. It is a transcript of the gene MLANA, whose product is annotated as melan-A. NCBI's taxonomy places the organism in Eukaryota, Metazoa, Chordata, Aves, Passeriformes, Passerellidae. The record is from RefSeq and is a predicted model, not a curated record. Gene Ontology annotation, cellular component: trans-Golgi network; melanosome; endoplasmic reticulum membrane. Bases 1 to 342 code for a protein of 113 amino acids. The transcript has 4 exons.